Messenger RNA from Tribolium castaneum (red flour beetle), 3134 nucleotides. Its product is annotated as cytochrome P450 4C1. Bases 153 to 3113 code for a protein of 986 amino acids. The transcript has 16 exons. The record is from RefSeq and is a predicted model, not a curated record. Gene Ontology annotation, molecular function: heme binding; monooxygenase activity; oxidoreductase activity, acting on paired donors, with incorporation or reduction of molecular oxygen. Lineage: Eukaryota; Metazoa; Arthropoda; Insecta; Coleoptera; Tenebrionidae.
AACGUUUUUUUUUCAUUUCUUUAAGUUAUUCCAUUUUGAUAAAAAAAACCUUGUUCAAAAUUCAGCAAACAAGUGCAAAAAACUGCUUAACAUAAUUUGGUCACUUCAGGUCAGAGUAUAAAAACAAGAAGCUAGAUUUUAGUGAACUAAACAUGAACUUUGAAACGAUAAACACCACAUCGGCCCUCACAUGGGCUUUGUUAUUUAUUGUUCUAUUUUUUAUAAUAAAAUACAACUGGAACAGACGCUGGUUGUAUUAUUAUGGGUCUAAAAUCGACGGUCCCUUCGCCUGGCCCAUCAUCGGAAUCGCCCAUUACUUCAUCGGCGGCCAAAAAGUAUUUUACAAUCAACUUACUAAACUAUUUGAGGCCCAACCGCCAAUUUUCAAAUUUUGGUUGGGCCAGGAUUUGGUAGUUGCGACAUCAAGGCUAAAAGACGUCGAAAUUAUUUUAAACAAUUGUUUCGAGAAACCGAAAUUUUAUAAUUUCAUGUGCGAAGUGACAGGGAAUGGUCUUCUAACAGCUCGGGAAAACAUUUGGAAGGAGAGGAGAAAAAUGAUCAAUCAGGCUUUCAGUUUGAAAGUUUUACAUUCGUAUGUUGAUAUUUUUUCGAAACGUGCAAAGUGUUUAAUAAGUUGGUUUGAGGAGGAUUUUGGCAAAGAAGAUGUUUUUUUUAAGUUGUAUAGGUGCACUUUCGAUACCGCCUGUGAAGCACUUGCAGAUGUUGAUCCUACUUUACUUCAUGGUAAAAAUAAUUACAUAAACAACUUAAAAAGAAUGAUAGAUAUUCUGACAAUUCGUUCGUUCAGUAUUUGGCUUCAUGACGAUUUUUUUUGGAAACUGUCGCCUUUAAGCAAAGAAAUGAGCAAAGCUUCUGCCGAAACAUUUUCUUUUAUAAAACAAAUCAUUGGUUUGAAAAAAUUAGACCCAAAAAAUCAUACUUCCAAACGUUUCCUAAAUCACUUAUUGACCUUGAAUGAAACAAAUCCAAAAUUUGACGACUCAGCCAUUGAAGAAGAACUCCAAACCAUUCUGAUCACUUCUAGUGAGAGCACUGCCCUUACGGUUGGUAUGAUUUUGACAGUUUUAGGGAUAUAUCCAGAAAUACAGAAAAAAGUGUCCAAAGAACUUGAUUCAAUUUUUGGCCACGAUGACAGAGAAACAACUCUUGAAGACGUCCAAAAAAUGAAAUAUCUAGAAUGUGUUAUUAAGGAAACUUCGAGGGUACUCCCAGCAGUACCACUGCUUGCAAGACUAGCCGAUAAAGACAUAAAAUUAGACAAUUACACCAUUCCUGCUGGAAGUAUAAUAGUAAUCCCGAUUUGGCAAAUUGGCAAAAACGCCGAUUUUUGGAAAAAUCCGAAAAAAUUCGAUCCUGACCGAUUUUUGCCCGAAAAUUGUGACCCAAAUCGUCCGCGUUCUAGCUUCAUUCCGUUUAGUUACGGACCAAGAAAUUGCAUAGGCUUCCAGUACAGUAACAUGUUAGUCAAAGUGCUAACGGCCACAAUUUUACGAAAGUACACAAUCAAGUGCCCACAGUAUACAAGUUUCGAACAAGUUGAGAUCAUUUUCAGUAUUACUGCACGACCAAAACAUGGCUUCAAAAUACAAAUGGAAAAGAAAUUAAUCCAAACCAUGAAGCCAGAAAAGAUCACGUCAGCCCUGAUAUGGGUUUUAUUCAUUAUAGUUUUAUAUUUUUUGCUUAAAUACAACUGGAGUAGGCGCUGGUUGUAUUAUUAUGGGUCUAAAAUCGACGGUCCCUUCGCCUGGCCCAUCAUUGGAAGCGCCCAUCAUUUCAUCGGAGGCCAAAAAGUCUUUUACAAGAAAAUGACCCAAAUCUUUGAAACAUACCCAACACUUAGCAAAUUCUGGUUGGGUAAAGACUUAAUAGUGAUAACUUCCAGACCGGAAGAUGUUGAAAUAGUGCUAAACAGUUGUUUCGAAAAACCGAAAUUCUACAAAUAUGCGUAUAAAUUGUUCAGAACUGGUCUUUUAAUAGCGCCAGUGAAUAUUUGGAAGGAGAGGAGAAGAAUGAUUGGUCCCACUUUUAACUCGAAAACUUUACAAACAUUUACCGAGAUUUUUGGAAAACAGGCGAACCGUUUAGUGCGAGUUUUGGAACAGGAAUGUGGGAGAGAAUUUGAUAUUUUUUUAAAAUUGUUCAGAUGCACUUUGGAUACGGCUUGUGAAGCACUUGUUGGUGUUGACAGUUCCCUACUUCAAGGUCAAGACAAUUAUUUACAAAAACUGAUAAGGGCAGAAGACAUUGCCACAAUCCGUUCAUUCAGUCCUUGGCUCCAAGUUGAUUUUUUUUGGAAAAAGUCACCGUUGGGCCGAGAAAUGGACAAAGCAUGUGCUGAAUCGUUUACUUUCAUUAAGCAAAUUCUGUCAUUGAAAAAAUGUGAUUUCAAGGAUACAACUAACCCCUUUACGAAUUAUUUACAACACUUGAAUAAAUCAAAUGACGAUUCACCGGUCGAGGACGAAAUUCAAAAUAUUUUAAUCACUGGUAGUGAAAGUUCAGCUCUCGCACUUGCAUUGGUUUUAGUAGUUUUGGGAAUAUACCCAGAAGUUCAGGAGAAAAUCUACGAAGAGCUUGACGCCAUUUUGUGGAACACUGACGAAAUAACACUGGAACAUAUCAACAAAAUGGUUUACCUUGAAGCCGUGAUCAAGGAAACGAUGAGGAUUUUACCAACCGUUCCGUUCAUUAACCGACGAAUGACCGAAGAUUUGCACUUAAAUGAUUGCGUUGUCCCAACUGGAAGUAACAUAAUCAUCAGCAUAAAAAACAUCCACGAUUCGCCCCUUUUGUGGGAAAAUCCGGAUAAAUUUGAUCCUGAGAGGUUUUUAACUGAAAGAGAUCCAAAUCGUUCACGUUGUGCUUUCAUGCCGUUUGGUUACGGUCCCAGAAAUUGUAUAGGUUUCAAAUUUGCGAUGCUUUCCAUGAAAGUAAUGAUGGCAUCACUGUUGAAGAACUUCACCUUUGAACCGGCCGUAUACAAGUCAAUUGCAGAAAUUGAAUGCUUCUACAAUAUUGUAGCCAAACCAAAGAAAGGGUACAAAGUUAAGUUUAGCGAAAGAAAAUUGUACAAUAACAAUGAUAAAUUGUAAUAAAUAAAAACGUUUUGUUUA